CGCAGUCGACAGGAGGGAGGGGGUCGACGAAGCUGAAGAAAGAUGCGGCGCGACGAGAAAAAGGCAGCCACGGAACGCUGACAUAAUCGCGGCGGACCGCCCAAAUUUGACCUCCGCGACAGUCAGUUUGGGACGCUUCAACCAGCCCAAUAAUUCCACCGUCUCUGCCCCGUCCAUAUCCUCCGCCACAUAUUCUCCUCGUCCGGGUGCCAAACCAAGACCAUGUCCCUCAGCACUCCCCUCCGCCGCAGCGCGGCCACCACCGCCCGCGUCCAGACCUCCACAACCUUCAUCUGCUCGCAAUGCCGGCAUGCUACGCUCCUCCGCCGUCCCAAGCGGCCCUACCAGUUCACCCAAUUGAUCACCCUGACCGACGGCAGUACCUUCACUCACCGUACCUCCUCUCCCGCCCCAAUCUACCGCACCACCCGUGACACCCGCAACGCGCUGCUCUGGAACCCGUCUUCAAACAAGCUGAAGAACAUCGAGGACGACGAGGCCGGUCGGCUGGCGGCUUUCCGAGCAAAGUUCGGUCGCAUCUGGGAUGCGAACACGCCUGUGAAUGAAGACGCAGAUAAUAAGGACGGCGAGUCGGCCGAGAGCAAGAAGGCGGCGGCUGCUGCGGAGGCCGCCGCUGCCCAGGAGGAGGAGGACAAUCUGCUGGAUUUGAUCAGUUCGUUUGGGCAGGAGGAGCAGGGUUCGAAGAAGAAGAACUAAUUGGACCGAUUGAUUGAUUGAUUGAUUGAUUGAUUGGAUAGGAUUGGGUUUGGGUAGGGGGUUAGAAGGGUUCUAUUGAUUUUUUUUUAUCAUAUUUUCGCUCGAUGUUGUGAUACGAUACAGAUCUUGUUGGGCUCUUUUAUGUACAGUACAAUCAUACCAUUUGAAUGGAGUUUCAGCAUUGGUGGUUCCAGCUCCAGGGCCAUAUGCAUACAGUCUUCUA
Messenger RNA from Aspergillus heteromorphus CBS 117.55, 940 nucleotides. RefSeq names its product mitochondrial 54S ribosomal protein bL31m. The coding region runs from base 223 to 717 and encodes 164 amino acids. Gene Ontology annotation, cellular component: mitochondrial large ribosomal subunit. Lineage: Eukaryota; Fungi; Ascomycota; Eurotiomycetes; Eurotiales; Aspergillaceae. The record is from RefSeq and is a predicted model, not a curated record. Gene Ontology annotation, biological process: mitochondrial translation. The transcript has a single exon. Gene Ontology annotation, molecular function: structural constituent of ribosome.